Molecule: messenger RNA, 11821 nt
Organism: Bombyx mori (domestic silkworm)
Lineage: Eukaryota; Metazoa; Arthropoda; Insecta; Lepidoptera; Bombycidae
Product: protein fem-1 homolog CG6966
Exons: 11
Coding region: 1182-3203 (673 amino acids)
Molecular function (GO): protein binding
Source: RefSeq, a predicted model, not a curated record
AAAAGCAAACUUUUCCACUGAAAUGCUUUUAUAAGCUUAAAUCCGCUAAAGUACCUACGGCUUAUAAUGGGCUCAAGUAUUCCUCUCAGUCGAAGGUUGGAACUUCGAUAGCCCGCUUUGAGCGUUCAGGGUCGCAAGAUUCUUCAUAUCCACUUGAAAAUGAAUGUUGACAAGCUUAAAUAGUUCAAUAUAAUAUGCAGGAAUCUUUUAGCAAUUUUAUUAAUUGCUUAAAUUUUAAAUAAAAAAAAACAAUAAUUGAAAAAAAAAAAUUCAUUGUGUAAUUAAGUUUAAUUAAACAAAUUUUGUUUUUGAAAAAUUUAAUACAAAUCAAGCGGGCUUACCUCAAGUCAAGGUUAAAGUCGUCAUGACCUAACUGAUAAGAAGCUAUGUAGGUGUCUUCGAAUCCAGAGACGCGAGUAUGCCGAUGAUUAAAUCCCACUGUUAAAACAAUUGUUAAUUACGAUGUUUUUUUCAUUUAAACAAAUGAUACGCAAAAAAUAAUAAAAUGUCAAAUACAAAAUAUGAGGAAAUCGUCGACAUAAUUUGAACUUUAUUUUAUCCGAAUUUGACUCGCGUCAGUAUGUUAAAUCCAAACGAGUCUAAAGGUAGACACUUAUGCAAUGUUGACAUAGAAUCGAUAAAAAAAAAUAUAUAAAUAUAUACUUUUAAGUUUGUCUAAGUAUGUAAACUUGAACCGGUCACCCACUUAUACCGGUUCGUAAAAAUGUAAUCGAUAUUUUUUUUUAGUUCAUUCGAUUGUAAACAACUCUGCAUCGAUCAUCGCGAUUGCAACAUUGGAAAGGCGGAUCGUUAUGUAAUUUUUGUUCUUGUGUAAAGCGUUCGGUGAAAGAUUUGUCCCACUCCUAAGUGCAGUCAGCAGUCUUGCAUCGCGCACGGACGAGGCUGGUCGUUAUCGCGGGCCUUGAUUUAUGAAAAAAAAAAUAUACAAAAAGUAUUACUUGUGACCUUAAUGUGAUUGUGAAAUUAGGAAUUUUACGUUGAGUGCGUCCAAUUGCGCGUUCGUUUACAUAAUAAUAAGUAAUUGAUAUACAAAACGAUAGUCUUGCCAUUUGUGGUCAGUCUUUCGUGUAAGACGCACGCGUGUUAAACGGAGCGGCGGCGUUUCUAUUCAGUGUUUGGACUGUAUCGAGUGAGUUGUAUGUAAUGUGUUGAACAAUAAAAUGUCGACCGGAAUAUGGCCGUUGAUGCAUGUCCGGUGCCGUUGGAUCGAAACGUUAAGACACUGCGGGAAGACUCUGCUUAGACGUCAGAGGCGCUUACUCAGGAGACUCAAAAAGGCGUACCUGCACAGUUGGCGCUCUGCAGACGAGCUGAACAUGUUUGUGGGUGCGAAGGUCGGAGGUGCAACGCCCCUCGUGAUCGCCUGCAGGAACGGGCAUUAUGAUGUCGCUGAAUACCUCAUAGAGAGAUGCAAGGCUGAUAUAGAACAGCCCGGAUCAGUGACGUUCGACGGUGAAACAAUCGAGGGUGCUCCUCCGCUGUGGUGCGCGGCCGCGGCCGGUCACCUGCCUCUGGUGAAACUCUUGGUUCGUGCCGGAGCCAAUGUGAACUCAACAACGCGGACGCACAGCACCCCGCUCCGGGCGGCCUGCUUCGAUGGACACUACGAUAUCGUGAAGUUUCUCGUCGAAAAUGGGGCUGACAUUGAAAUAGCGAACCGUCACGGUCACACUUGCCUCAUGAUCGCCUGCUACAAGGGUCACAUCAGAAUCGCCAAGUACCUGUUGUCGCUCAGCGCUGAUGUCAACAGAAAGAGCGUUAAGGGCAACACCGCCCUGCACGAUUGCGCCGAAAGUGGCUCUCUUCAUAUACUCAAGAUGCUGCUGGGACACGGCGCGACGAUGGACGUCGAUUCAUACGGUAUGACUCCGCUGCUGGCAGCAUCAGUGACUGGCCACACGCACAUUGUUGAGCAUUUAAUUAACGUGGAAUACGGUCUGGUGACGAGGCAACAACGCAUCGACGCACUGGAACUGUUAGGCGCGACUUAUGUCGACAAGAGGAGGGAUAUGGUCGGCGCUUUGACGCUCUGGAAACGGGCCAUGGACGAUAGAUUUCCAGCGGACGGUGUCGAUUCCGAACCGAUCCCAAAGCCGAAGGACGUGCCGCGUAUAGAGGCGUACGACUUUGCGGUCGAGCCGAGCAACGCUCAGCAGCUCGAAGAAUUGCUGGCGGACCCGGACGCGAUGAGGAUGCAGGCUCUCGUCAUCAGAGAACGAAUUCUCGGGCCCGCGCAUCCGGACACGUCGUACUACGUGCGGUACCGCGGCGCGGUGUACGCGGACGCGGGCCGCUUCGCGCGCUGCCGCCAGCUGUGGCACCACGCGCUCGACAUGCAGCGGGCCGUGCUGCCGCCGCUGUCGCCGCUCACGCAGUCCAGCCUCUACAGCUUCGCGGAGCUCUUCUCCUACAUGCUGGCUGAACGAGCCCGGCCUCCGCUCAGAGGUCGCAUCAUCCCUCCGGUAACAUUCGAGGACAUAGACCCGGUCUUCAGGAAGGCGCUGUCCGAAAUAAACAGGGGAAUGGAAUUGUUGGACUCGAAACUCAGCAUCGAUAGGGAACAGACGCUGACCACUCUUCAAAGGGUGCUGGUUAUAUGUUUGCACUUGGCCGCUCUGAUGGCGAGACUGCUGGAAGAACCAGAAUGCACCGAAGAUGUGUCUAGGAAGAUACACAAAGCUGUUUAUUCACUCGUUAAAUUGGACAUUAAGGUCCGUCAGGGCAGGUCGGCGCUGCACGUGGCGUGCUCGGCGGAGUCGUGUCGCGGCGGGGCGGCGCGCGGCGGGGCGGGCGGCGCGGGGGCUGCGGGCGGCGCGGCGGCGGGGGAGAGCGCGGCGUGCUGCGGCGCGUUGGUCGCGCUCAUGCUGCGACUCGGCGCCGCGCCGGACGCCAGGGACGCUGACGGGAACACGCCUCUGCAUCUCGUCUGCAAGCUGAACCCUUGUCCUGCCGACGUGGUCCGCGAGCUCCUAAACCACGGCGCCCACAUCGACACGGUCAACUACGAAGGCGAAACUCCCGAAGAGAUCCUCAAAUCCACGCAGCAGACCCUCACCAGCAUCGUCAAUCCGCUCCGGUACACCACCCUCAAGUGUCUGGCCGCUAGAACCGUCAAGAACUACAGACUACCCUACAGGCAUGUCGUGCCCCAAUGCUUACAUUCGACGGUCAUAACGCAUUGAAUUCAAGCGAUAAUAGUCUUUAUUUCCCAGCAAAUGGGUAUGUGAUUCGUAUGAAGCAGUCUUUGAUACGCCAAAUGUGCAAUAGAUGUUUGAGUAACAGCACAAGUUAUAUACAGAAGGCCUGUCGCUGUUCCAAUUAGUAAUCUACGGUACCACAACGCUAGGGCUGCCAUCUACCGUAUUCUUUUUAAAUUGUGAUUAUUUGAAUUAAAAUCCUCACAAAAGGAAUAAUUUAUUUAGGAAAUAUUCGUCAGUUAUAAUGUAAACUGAAUAUAUUUUUUAGAAAAAAAAAAUCGUCAACAUGAUAUCAGCCUUCUGUGUUGUUCGGUGACGUCAAGCUAUCUACGAAUAUAACGUAUUAAAUUCAAGCGAUAAUAGUCUUUAUUUCCCAGUCAAUAGAUACGAGAUUCGUAUGAUGCUGAUAAAAUAACACAAAUGUCCAACAUCAAUGGGGACUGCUGAGUCCGCCGAAAAAGCAUAUACUUAAAUGUCACGAACGCCUUAUCGCAUUCACUUCAAGCGACAAUAGUCUUUAUGUCGCAGAUAUAUAAUACAAACUACUAUCCAACCAUAAGCCCUUAUAAACUUUCGACGGUGUUAUCGCCUUCGAGCGAUAAUAAUCUUUAUAUUCAUUGAUUCUGGUGCGAUAAACCGAAUCUGCAAUAGAUAUGAUAACUAACCGCUAUCCGUACAUCCCUAUAAGCCUAAAACUUUCGACGGUUAUGACACAAAUAGUUGAAGCGAAUAUAGUCUUUAUGUAACAGUCUUAGGGUGUGUGAUUCGCAUGAUGCAGUGCUUAGUACACCGAAUGUGCAAAUGAUAAGUGAUUGAAAGGACGGUAUUGAUGUGCCUUUGGAAAACAUACAGCAUUGUAUUAUGAAGAAGCAGUGUGUACUUAGCUUAGAUUCCUUGUCUAUGUCCAACCAUAGACAGUCAAUUUAGUUCCAUCUUUAGCCGCUAGGUGCUGCCAGCAAGUAUAAAGGGAGCGCAGCCAUCUUUGAUCUUCAUAGCGUUGUGUACUUUCGUACUGUGAAGUCGCAAGUCCACAAAUAUUUAUUCGACUUCUUAUUAAUUGCAAAAAAUAUUUAUUUUGUGUUUCUAUGAGUGUUAUUUUGCAAUCAUUACGAGUAUUAUUUACCAAUCCUAUCAUCGGACGCCAUGAAUCACGCGUCAUCUGUUGGAGGUGAUGUUGAGUCAAGCUCCAUAAUUUCCGAGAGGGAAGAUGUCCAGGCGAGACGCGAUGGAGACGCCUCGCGUUCGAACAGCUCGUCAAGCGAAAAAGAACAAAAGGAGUCUCUGCGUAAGAAACGACGGGAUUCAAAGGUAACGGUCGAUCUUCGAAUCGGCUCGUUAUCCCACCAGGUCAGUGACGUUGUAAAUCUAAUAAUGCAUCAACUGUGUGUAACAAUUGAAUGUAACGAAAAUUGUUGUAAACAAAUUGAUCUCGUCAAUACGGAAAUUUUGACAAAAACACAACAGAUUUAAACUAAUAAUCUUUGUAACAUAAUUACUGAAAACUUUGACAAAUCGUCUCCGUCGUACAAGUUACCCGUAAAAAGCGUUUUAAAUUGUAUACGGAAAAAAGGGCCGUAUGUAUAGAAAUAAGACGUCAAAGUUUAAUUUCCGUGGUCUCUAACAAAGUAUCCUGUUGCCAACGCACCACUCAUUGAGGAAUUUUUGUUUGAUAAUAGUAAAUUGAAAUCUAUUCAGUCCCUCGGAGGGCUACAAUCCUAUUUGUCACGAUCUCGUACAAAAGGUAAGCCAAACAUUAUAAACAAUCAUAGUCUGUAACAUCUGGCACAAUCCAGAGGGGGGCAAUUGAAGACACCGACGGGAGGCACAGAGUGCCACCAAAAUUGUAAUAAUUUGUAAACCAUGUAUGGUUACCAAAUACCGUAAAAAAAAAAAAAAAAAAACAAAAAAAAAAAAACCUUUUUCUGCGGAAGAAAAGCGACGGAUCAAUGCGUCCAAUUUUGGAUCUUCGAGAGUUGAACAAGGUCGUAAAGAUAAAACACCUAACUGUUUUCGGACACCUAGGUACCAAACUUUAUCCACCCAGGGGACUGGAUGAUAGAAUUGAACAUUUCUCAGGAAUAUUUUUCUAGUAUCAGUCGCAAAAUUUCGUCGAUACUUCUUGAGGAUCAGUACCAAGGUACCAGUAUCAGUACCUCCAGGAAGGAAUCGGUACCUUCUUAUGAGUUAGUAUGAAAUGACAUGCCUACCCUUCGGUCUGGCUUCAGAGCCACACCUUUUUGCUUCUAUAACAUGCGGGUCGCAGAGACCUUGCGUGCAAAGGGAACUCGAGUGCUAGUGUCUACUAGACGACUUCCUUUUUGGUCGACCAAGACAAAUCCAAGUUGAAACUUCAGGCUGCAGAAGCUGUGAAGCUUUUGGAUUAACCUUUUUUGCUUCCAUAACAUGCUGGGUCGCAGAGACCUUGCGUGCAAAAGGAACUCGAGUGCUAGUCUACCUAGACGACUUCCUUUUGGUCGACCAAAACAAAUCCAAGUUGAAACUUCAGGCUGCAGAAGCUGUGAAGGUUUUGGAUUAUCUGGGCUGGCAUGUCAAUUUCCAUUAUAUAGGGUGCUCGGUCGCUCGGUCGCUCGGUCGCGGAGAUAUUGCGUGCAAAGUCGAGUGCUAGCUUACCUACACGACUUAAUCUUGUUUCACCAAGACAAAUAAACGUUUUUGUUCCCAUAGCAUGCUCGGUCGCGGAGACCUUGCGUACAUAGGGAAGUCAAAUGUUAACGUACCUACGCGACUUUCUCUUGGUCCUUGAAGACAAAUACACCAUUUUGCUUCCACAGCAUGCUCGGUCGCGGAGGCAUUGCGUGCAAAAUCGAAGUGCUAGCUUACUUACACGACAUGAUCUUGUUUCACCAAGACAAAUGUAAACGUUUUUGCUCCCAUAGCAUGCUCGGUCGCGAAAACCUUACGUACAUAGGGAAGUCAAAUGUUAAUCUACCUACGCGACUUUUUCUUGGUCCAUGAAGACAAAUACACCUUUUUUGCUUGCAUAGCAUGCUCGGUCGCGGAAACAUUGCGUGCAAAGGGAUGUUGAGUGUUAUCCCACCUACGCAAAUCCCACCAGGUCCAUCAAAAGAAGUCCAAGUUGAGUCUUCAGGCCACAUAAGCUGUAAAGCUCUUGGAUUAUUUGGGCUGCCAAGUCAGCCUUACAAAAAAUCAAUUAGUACACUGGUUCAAGAGAUGACAUGCCUAGGGAUUCGAUGGAAAAUUGCGAGAAAUGAAGUGGCCACUCAACAACAUCCUAGCUCAAACUCUGACGGAAUUACAUCAAUCUAUGCUAACUUGCAAAUUUUCUUGCGAAGUUUCAAGAAAAGGGGUAAAAAAAAGGCCAUCCUGCAUGUGUUAACAAUUAAAUGCAGUGCUGACGCGGAGCCACAUGUUAGACAUUGCCGAUACACAAAACCAACCAUUUCCUGGCAACGGAAGCUUCGGACAUGUGUAGGGGUUACAAAUGCAGUGCUGACGCGGAGCCACAUGUCAAACAUUGCCGAGACCCAAAACCAACCAUUUCCUGGCAACGGAAGCUUCGGACAUGGGUAGGGGUUACAAUUAGACAAAAUAUUAACGUCCUGUCUAUGGUCAGCUCAACAACAGAAACGGCUCACCCACAAAAGAGCUAUUUGCAAUGGUAGUGACAAUCAAAAUGAAUCUGAAAGUAUUUCACUAACGUUGACCUUUCGAUUUUUAAACCUAAGCGAUAAGUUCAAGAUAACUGUCAGCUUAUCUCUCGGGGAGAUACAACAUCAUAGCCGACAGGCUAUCACGAGGAAAUCAACCUGCGAAAUGGCACUUUUUACCACAAGUGACCACAAAAGUUUUUCGAAAGUGGGGUCAUCCGGAUAUAAACCCAUUCGCCGACCAAGAUUGGAUACCUUCAGCAGACCGUAGAGGAUGCAACUAGCAUGGAGAAUUCCUCCUCUCAACCUUCUCCCCAAAGUACUGACUCACUUCAACAGUGUCUAGGGAACCUACCUGGUAGUGUUCCCAGACUGAGCGAAAGCAUUUGGGUUUCCAAGCCCUCAGAUCCCGAACGCUAGAUAACUCGCACGAAAUCCAAAACCUGCCUCCUCCACAGGUUAAACAUUAACCCUGAAAGCUUAGAAAGGGGGGGGGGGAGGUUGUACAAAUAAUAGACUGGUCUAAACAGGAGAAGAUUUAUUGAAAAUUAGCUGGUGUCAAUCCACUUUGUCAGCAUACUUACCAGCAACUAGAAGAUGGUGCAUAUGGUGCUACAGUUUUAAAAUUGAUCCUAAGUCUGCAGAUGUUGCCAAAUUCUUUCUUCUUUUCCAAAAAGAAAAUUUUGCCUAUAAAACAAUCCUUCUGCAUCAUAAAGCAGCGCUGUCGACUUUCUGUGGGCGAAAUACAUGUAGGACAGCAAACAUUCUCAAGCUCUCUAAUAAAAAUUGCUAUUUUAAAAAAGCCAUCGGAAUAGCUAAACAAAAUUCAACUACUUAUUACAAUUUUACUAAGUGUAGUCCCAUUCACAUGAGAUCCGAGAAUAGUUCUAAACUGGUUUUCUUCAAACCCAGCCACCACAUCACGCCUCAAUGUAGCUUGAAGGACACCAACAACCAUGUUGCUGGCUACGGGACGCAGAGUUAAUGACCUUACUUUGCUCAACAUUUCUAAAGACAGUUUCUUUGAUAACAGAGAAAAACAUCUUUCUGAUACCAGUCUUUGGGUCUAAAAUUGAAAUCCAUUUUCGUCAAUAAUCUGCAUAAGUGCUUUCUAAACAUGAAACUAAAGACAUGCCCGGUAAGAUUCGUAAGGACUUUUUUCUAACUAUGUGUGUUGUCACAAAAGCGGCAUCCCGUACUGUAAUUGGAAACUGGUCUUCGUUCAACCUUACGAGGUAAUGGCAUCAACGCAUCUCUAAGAAGUUGUAGAUCAGCAGUAGCCUCUGAGAUGGAUUGAUAAUGAACCAAUGGACGAAAUACUUUCUAGAGGCAAUUGCAAAUCAUCCAAACGUUUACAAUAAUUAUUGCCGAAUAAUAGAGCUUCGUAAAGAUCCUCACGAUUCUUUUUUUCAACACAUUUACUUCUACAUGAUGUAUAUACAUCAUUUAUACAAUUUAUACAUUUUCUUGUAUAUACAAGAUAAAAUGUUUAUUACAAACUUAUAAAUAUUUUUUAAUUAUUGAAUUAACAUGGAAGUUAACAACUGUUUUUUCGAUUUAAUAAUUAUAUAAAUUAUGAACAUUAUCAUUGCGCUUCAUAAUUUUAUUAUGGCUUUACCUAUUUCAUCAUAGCGUUGUGCUUAAUAAUUUCACCAGCAGAUAACAAACACGUCUUCAUAAUACAAUGCUGUAUGUUUUCCAAAGGCACAUCAAUAUUACGGUUUUACAUAACAAUAAAACCGAUAUUAUGUGCCGAGAAGGAAAACAUACAGCAUUGCAGGAAGUUCUUCCUGGUGAAGACUAUGAAGAUCAAAGAUGGCUGCGCUCCCUUUAUACUUGCUGGCAGCACCUAGCGGCUAAAGAUGGAACUAAAUUGACUGUCUAUGGUUGGACAUAGACAAGGAAUCUAAGCUAAGUACACACUGCUUCUUCAUAAUACAAUGCUGUAUGUUUUCCUUCUCGGCACAUAAUAUCGGUUUUAUUGUUAUGUAAAACCGUAAUAUUAAAGCCAUUACAAUUGGUUGAGUUUUUCAUUUUGUUUGAAUAAUAUAAUCGGCCGUUUUGCAUUUUUUUCUGUUUAGGUACAGGACUAGCUGUCUUUAGAUUGUAUCGGAUUUCGCUGUUAAUAAAAUGUGGGGUAGUCAUUAACAUGUCAGUUUUGUAGAUGAGCUCGCCAUUAUUUUUAUAAUAAAAUAUGCCCAUAUGUUAUGUGAAAAUCAUUGCUUGAUAUAGAUAUACAAAUGUUUGUCGAUUAGUUUCCUGGCAUUUUGCGUACAUACAUACGGAGUCAUCAGUGUAUUUUUUAGGUUAAUUUUGAGGCUAAUUUGCUUUUUUUUUCACCACCGGGGUUGUUUAAUAGUAGAAUGUUAAAAUUAUCUUUUUUAAACAAUUAUAUUAUCAUGUUCACGUUUUAUUUUGAUUGUAUUAUCGUAUGUACAGUAAAUGAUAUAUUUAUGUAUAGUUUAAUUUGCACUUGUAGUAUUAAUAAUUAUAUGAAUAUACUAUACAUAUAUUUUUCCAUUUCUAUAAAAAAUGUCGAUAAUAGCACUUAAAGUUGCUUUUGAAAUUAUUUUUCGAAUUAUUCUUAUAUUUUAAAAUAUCCUAUGUAUAAUGUGGAUUUUUGAAAACGAUAUAGUAUCGAUAAAAUCGAUUUUCUUCUAUAUAAUAACCGAUUACUAUAAAUAAAACGUCGUUCAAAUAAAUCAUUAUAAUAUGAUUACUCUAAUUAUGACUUAAGUACUCAUGUACACACGACUAAACUGUUUUUUGUAACUACAUUGUCACAAUUUAAAUUUAGACUCAAGGAAGCUCAAUUAGGAACAUGAGCUCAGCUACAUCGUAUUUUGUGAUAUAUAAAAAAAUUAAAUGUAAAUAAUGUUGCUUGCUAAUUAUACCAUACUGCCAAUUUUCAAAUCAGCUGUCAGGGGUACAGAGCUAACGUCCUGUUCUGUCAAUGUCAUAUGUCAGUGCAACUGUCAAAAAUGUAUCCAAACUGUCUAGAAUAGAAAUACGCAAACGUCGAACACGCAGACAGCCAUUUUAACUAGUAAUAAUUUUGGAUUAAUUUAGUCGUAUGACGUUUUUGUGUCCGCAAUCGCUGUCGUAGAUUUAGUGCAGAGAACGAAUCAAUGCUUUUUGCGUUGGUGUGAGUGAUUGUCAAUGCGCCUAUCUGUUAACUGCGUGAGGAAUUGCUUUGUUAUCAGAUUAGAGAUGAACUGGUGUGUCUGCAACUAUAGUUUAGGUGAUUUACACCAGUGUGCUUAGUGCGAGUUUUUUAACGUUUUCGAUAGCGUAAAAGUUACUUAAAUUUGGAAUAACGCCCCUAGCGGCAAACAUAGGCAAAGGUUGCAACUCCAUACGUAUUUGAGUUAACUUUUACGCUAUCGAGAACGUUAGAAAACUUGCACUAAGCACUCAAUAAUUUAUUCUGAACGACAACAAAUUAGGAUUUGAUUAUCUUGGUUAUCUUGAUGUUUGUGAUUUCGAUGGCGAACAGUCAGUGUGCACUCACCCUAAAGCGAAACGCAAGAUUCGUACUAGAAGAAGUGAUACUCGCUUUUAUUGUCGUAUUCCUAUUUAGGUUUUAACCAAUAACCCGACUAAAGCAAACGCGUUCCGUCAGUCCCCUCUAGUCUUAGAAACAGGUGUGGAUGCUUGUUAACUUUUUAGGUUUUUUUUUAUAAACACGAUUUUGUGAUGUAUUUUUUUUUAUUAGCUUCGAUUAAAACGCUUAGGUACUGAAAUAUUGGGUUAAACAUAUUUUUGUUAUGUUUCAUCUUUUUGCCGGUAGAUUGCUUCUGACAUGUGUCGGUUUCGAUGUUAAAUAAUGAUGACGUCAUUAGUUUGCAAGCCCUAAGCCAAGCUGGCAAUAUUCUGUCAUAUUCCCCACUUUUCAUUAUAAUUACAAAAAAAAAAGAUUAUUCGUAACUUAGCCAUGAAACAUAUCGCACUUACGGUACUAUAACUUCGCUUAUGCAAAUUAUGUAAUUUUUCAGGAGAAGCGUUGGAAAAUUUAACAUCUUAAUACAACUAUAUAGUUCUUCUCGACUAAAGAAAUAAAAUGAUAAUAUUUAAACUACAACUUUACACACGUUAUUAUUAAAAGCAAACAUCCCACAAAUUAGUAUUAAAAAAAUGGAUUUUCUCAAACUCAGUUCAGUUUUAACAAGAAUCUCAUAAGUGAUAUUAUAGCACCGUAUGUGCGAUAUAUGAAUCAGGAUUCGGCUUUUUUCCUCAAGUCGAAAAAUGCCGCUUAAUACCCGAACUCAAAUGGAUAUUCAAUGUCCAACAAAACAUUUUCCUCCAGCACCGCCCAAAUCUUAACUACAGCGUUUAUUAUAUUGUGAUUGAAGUCAAACAAUUAAUCUAUGUUAUUUUUUAAAAAUGUAAUUAAUAAACUAAUCUGAGAUCUUUUUGAAAAUUUAUAUUCUUUGUCUGACUUAAAGGUCUAAGUUACCAGGUCAUAAAAUCCCUUUAAAAAAUUUAUAUUCUCGUAUCCACUACGUAUUUAAUUGGGGUCGUGCUUUUCGUAUCCAUUACGAUAAAACCCAACCGUUGCCAACGUGUACUUGCUGCGUAAUAAUAUAAAAACGCCCAAUACGUAGUCUCCUUACUAAUAAACCGAACCUUUUAUACCAAGACAUUGUAAUGUAGCUUGUAACGUUGUUUGUUUGAAGUUGGCCAAGUAUUUACUGCGUAUGACAAACAAAUUAGAUACUUAAACGUUUAGAAUUAUUAAAUAAUGAUACUUAGAUACUAUUAUUGUGUUUUAGUCGAUUUGGGGUUUUAUUAAUAAAUAGAAAGAAAUAUAUUGAACUGAUUAAUGAUUUUAUAAUUAUCAUUUCUUAUGUGGGCUAAUGUUUUGCCAUCUGUUAUAGUUUUAUUGUGUGUAUUUUCUCAUAGAAUAAUUUUUAGUAUUAAUUUGCGUGUUUACAUGCUAUUUUUUUUGAAAUCAAUAAAAACGCUUUGAAAGUA